UGUUAUGAAACCUCAUUGGCUGUUCGGCCACACGCCUGCUAUCAACCUGAAAGAACACAACAAACGACAAGGUUCUCCAUGUGUGUCUGACUGGUCCAGCAGUAAGCAUGCUGACUGCACAGAGGGCAUGUGCAGCGAUGGCUGCCGGGCGCCUCAUUAGAGCUUCCGUUUCCUCAUCACACACACGCCGAUCUCUGAUCCACACUUCAGUGUCGUGUCAGGACCAGGUGGAGCUGCAUUCCGAGUGGGCCAGCCUGGCUAAGAAGCAGCUCAAGGGGAAGAACCCAGAAGAUCUGAUCUGGCGCACGCCUGAGGGAAUCAACAUCAAGCCCGUGUACACCAGAGCAGACACAGCAAAGAGUGCUGAUGAACUGCCAGGAGUGUUUCCCUACACUAGAGGGCCCUACCCCACCAUGUACACGUACAGACCGUGGACUAUCAGGCAGUACGCCGGCUUCAGCACUGUGGAGGAGAGCAACAAGUUCUAUAAAGACAACAUUAAAGCUGGACAGCAGGGUCUCUCUGUGGCCUUUGACCUCCCGACGCACCGCGGCUACGACUCGGACAACCCCAGAGUCCACGGAGACGUGGGCAUGGCUGGAGUGGCGAUAGACACGGUGGAGGACAUGAAGAUGCUCUUUGAUGGAAUCCCGCUGGAGAAGAUGUCGGUUUCAAUGACAAUGAACGGAGCAGUUAUCCCCGUGUUGGCCAUGUUCAUCGUGACCGGAGAGGAGCAGGGCGUGUCCAAAGCCAAACUGACCGGCACAAUCCAGAACGAUAUUUUGAAGGAGUUUAUGGUACGCAACACCUAUAUUUUCCCUCCAGAACCUUCCAUGCACGCCAUCGCAGACAUCUUUGCGUAUACCUCCAAGCACAUGCCUAAGUUCAACUCCAUAUCCAUCAGUGGCUACCAUCUCCAGGAGGCUGGAGCUGAUGCCAUCUUGGAAGUAGCCUACACCAUCGCGAACGGCCUGGAGUACUGCCGCACUGGCCUGAAAGCUGGUUUGACCAUCGAUGAGUUCGCCCCAAGGCUGUCGUUCUUCUGGGGCAUCGGGAUGAAUUUCUACAUGGAAAUUGCCAAGCUGAGGGCGGCCAGGAGGUUAUGGGCCACACUCAUUAAAGAGAAUUUCCAGCCCAAGAAUGCCAAGUCUCUCCUCCUGCGCACACACUGCCAGACUUCAGGCUGGUCUCUCACUGAACAGGAUCCGUACAACAACGUGAUCCGCACAGUGAUCGAAGGCAUGGCGGCCGUGUUCGGAGGGACCCAGUCGCUGCACACCAACUCCUUCGACGAAGCUCUGGGUUUGCCAACGGUGAAGAGCGCCCGCAUCGCCAGGAACACCCAGAUCAUCAUCCAGGAGGAGUCGGGCAUCCCCAAAGUGGCCGAUCCCUGGGGGGGCUCGCACAUGAUGGAGUCUCUCACAGACGACGUCUAUAACACAGCUUUGAAGUUCAUUAAAGACAUUGAGGACAUGGGGGGCAUGGCCAGGGCUGUGGCUGAGGGCAUCCCAAAACUUAAGAUUGAAGAAUGUGCUGCGCGUAGACAAGCCCGCAUUGAUUCAGGAUCGGAGGUCAUCGUCGGGGUGAACAAGUACCGUCUGGAAAAAGAGGAGACUGUGGAGGUGCUGGCCAUAGAUAACACCGUCGUACGUCAGAAGCAGAUUGAAAAACUGAAAAAGGUGAGGGAGACUCGUGACCCUGAGGUGGCAAACAAGUGCCUGGCAGCCAUUGAGGAGUGUGCCCAAACCAGGGAGGGCAACCUGUUAGCGCUGGCGGUGGAGGCAGCACGAGCCAGAUGCUCCGUUGGCGAAAUAACCGACGCCAUGAAGAAGGUGUUUGGUGAACACAAGGCCAGCACCAGGAUGGUGAGCGGCGCCUACCGCAGUGAGUUUGGAGAGCAUGAGGAGAUCGCCGUGGCCCACAGCAGAGUUACAGAUUUUAAGAAGCACGAAGGCAGGAAUCCUCGACUGCUGGUGGCCAAGAUGGGGCAGGACGGCCACGACAGAGGAGCCAAAGUCAUCGCCACAGGGUUCGCCGACCUCGGCUUUGAUGUAGACAUUGGGCCGUUGUUUCAGACUCCCCUGGAGGUCGCCCAGCAGGCCGUCGAUGCAGAUGUUCACUGCGUCGGGGUCAGCACGCUCGCUGCGGGACACAAGACCCUCGUCCCAGAGCUCAUCAAGGAGCUCCGGAAGCUCAACAGACCGGACAUCCUCGUCAUCUGUGGAGGUGUCAUCCCGCCACAGGACUACGAGUUCUUGUACCAGAGCGGCGUCUGCGCCAUCUUCGGACCGGGAACCAGGAUCCCGCAAGCUGCAGUGGAGGUUAUUGACAACAUUGAGAAGAGCCUGGAAAACAUACGGCAGGCCAUGUAAACACAAACAACAAAAACUACGUGUUUAUUUGUGACACAAAUGAGAGGCCACACUUCAGUAUGUUAUCUGUUUGAGCUGUACAGUGAGAAUGUAAAAGAGCAAAGUGUCAUUCCCCGCUGUGAGUUCACUGUCAGAGUGUUGCAUUGAAAUUUGACUCAUAGUUACUUUUAGUUUUAUUUUUCUCACAGUAUCACUCAAAAUCUACAGAUGCAGCGUCACACAUAACAGUAAAUGGGGAUUUAAUGAGCUGAUUUCCUCUUUGCAGCAGGCCUGUGUGUGAAUUGCAUUGAUUGGAAGGUUGAUAAUAUCCUGUAAAUAUCCCAGAAAUUCCAGAGUAUGAAAUACCCACACUUAAGCAAAAGCAUUAAACGUACACUGUAUUUGUUCAGAUUGUUAUGUGACAGAAAUUCAGCCUCAGAUAAGCAUUUUUUUUUUCACUGGACAACACUACAAACCCGCUCUGUUAUUGUGAAAUGUUUGUGGGUAAUUUACAAUUAUCCAGCAGGGCAGGAUUACUGUCAGUGUGGUGGACAUGGACCGUUAUCCCUGCCUCUUCUUUUCAUGGAUGUUAUCAUCCAGACAGUGGCCUUCUGAUCUCAUCAAUUUAAUUUAACCAGCUUGUGUUCAAGGACAAACACACAGAACACUGGUCGCAAUGUGUGAAGCAGUCGGAAAUAGUAUUUUUGUACUUGUUGUUCUGAAUCAGGUUUGAUCUCAAUAAAGUCUGUGAAUCUCAGAAA
This is a messenger RNA of Stegastes partitus (bicolor damselfish), 3112 nucleotides long. RefSeq names its product methylmalonyl CoA mutase (gene mmut). Bases 108 to 2372 code for a protein of 754 amino acids. Gene Ontology annotation, molecular function: cobalamin binding; metal ion binding; methylmalonyl-CoA mutase activity. Gene Ontology annotation, cellular component: cytoplasm; mitochondrion. Lineage: Eukaryota; Metazoa; Chordata; Actinopteri; Pomacentridae. The transcript is spliced from 13 exons. The record is from RefSeq and is a predicted model, not a curated record.